This is a messenger RNA of Candoia aspera, 5224 nucleotides long. RefSeq names its product DENN domain containing 3 (gene DENND3). Gene Ontology annotation, cellular component: cytoplasmic vesicle. The transcript is spliced from 23 exons. Lineage: Eukaryota; Metazoa; Chordata; Lepidosauria; Squamata; Candoiidae. The coding region runs from base 24 to 3863 and encodes 1279 amino acids. The record is from RefSeq and is a predicted model, not a curated record. Gene Ontology annotation, biological process: regulation of Rab protein signal transduction. Gene Ontology annotation, molecular function: protein binding.
UCCGGCUCGGCUCGGGGCAGGCGAUGGAGGAGCUGCUGCCGUCGGCCGUCCUGGAGCUCUGCGUCUGGGUCGGCGUCUCCAGGGAGAAGGCGAGAGACGCGCGCCAGCUGGCUCAAAAAAAGGAUGUGAAAAGCAUUCCUCCACUUGAACCAGAAGUUCUUUCCGUUUUUGUACCUCCAUUUAUCAGCAAGCAAGAUUCGCAGGCCCUUCCUUUAAACAGUAAUGCUUUCAAUAAAACAAAACGCCGUUCCUUUCGGAAAAAGAAAGAGAAGUUUAAGAUUGAGAAUGCAAAGGCUCUGAAUGGAGCCCCCAAAGCACCUGUGGAUGAAGAGAUCAGCGUUCCCAAAGAUGUUGACCUCAAUGGAUUGCCCCAGCUUUGCUUUCCAGGAGGAUUUUAUAUCACAUGUGAAUCUAGAGAGGACCACAUCCAUUUUCUCGUUUUCACAGAUGUCUUUGGAAACCGGACAUACGGAGUUGUGGUCCAGUAUUACCAGCCUAUGCAAGAUGGACGCCUCUACAAUGGACAGGUACUUUGGGAAAAUGGACAGGGCUCUAGAGCUGAUUCGUACUUUGUGCCAUUUGCUGUUUGUGUCAUAUCCAGGUAUCCGUAUUUCAAUGCCCUCAAGGACUGUUUGUCUUGCUUACUGGUACGGCUGAAGCCUUACAAAGAUUUAGAAACUGAGGAGCAUAUAAAAGAAUUUGCAGCAAAAUUGUCCUUGAUACCGAGUCCUCCUCCAGGGCCACUUCAACUGCUAUAUAAUAUGAAGCCCCUCCAAGUAGUAUUUCCAUCUCAGGAGGAUCCUGACAGUCCACUUAUUGAUUUGGAUCUGCAUCUGCCCUUUCUUUGCUUCAAGCCGGAACAGAUUUUACAGAUAAUUACUUGCAUUUUAACUGAACGAAAAAUUGUCUUCUUUUGUUCUGACUGGGCGCUGCUGACCCUUGUCUCCGAGUGCUUCAUGUUGUACAUUCAUCCUAUUCAGUGGCAACACACUUUCGUACCUAUCCUGUCUCAUCAGAUGCUUGAUUUUGUCAUGGCGCCCACCUCCUUCCUCAUGGGGUGUCACAUCGACCACUUCGAAGAAGUUUGCAAGGAAGCUGAUGACCUAAUUCUAAUUAACAUUGAUAAUGGCGAUAUUGCUCAAUCCAAGUCCUCUGAAGAGGAGACCGAUAUUCCAGAUGUCCCACUUGAUGCGGCAAGGGUUUUUAUAACACGGUCUGAAAAUCUUCAGCUACACUAUGACCUUCAGCUCUGCCACCUUGGUUCCUCUAUUGACUUCACUGAAAUACAGGGGCGCCGGAGAAAUUGGCAACAGAAAUUGAAUUCUGAAAUUCAACAGAUUGCUCUGCAGUUAAUCGUCAAUAUCUUUAGAGAGGUGAAAGACCAUUUGAACUACGAACACAGAGUAUUUAAUAGUGAAGAAUUCUUGAAAACAAGAGCGAUAGAAGACCAGCCUUUUUACAGAAAGGUAUUAGAAACCUAUAUGUUUCACUCUUUUCUCAAAGCCCGCCUUAACAGAAGGAUGGAUGCUUUUGCUCGCCUAGAACAGAGCACCGAAAAUGACGAAGAUAGAUUCAACUUAAUGAUCGGUAGUCCAAGAAGGCUGACGAUGGAGAAAAUGGUUUCUAAAAGAUUUAAUCCUCAGUAUAUGCUCAGCAGGCGCAUGGGAAUGAGCUUGCCUAAUCUGCAAGAUAUUAAGCCGAGGGAUGGUCCAACGAGGAAUUCAUCCCUUCGAAGUAUAAACACUAUGCAAGAUAAAAGGUUGACUUCUAAACCGAUCAGCACUUUCAAGAUUCCAGAAAUCCACUUUCCACUGAUGAGUCAGGGUGUCCAGUCUUACUACGUUGACUUUAUUAACCAUCUCAGCAGAGCUAUAACAAUUUUGUCACCAGAGAACUCUGGACUUUUAGCGAGGUAUUUCUACCUUCGGGGACUUAUAGGUUUGAUGCAAAGAAAAUUCCUAAAUGCACUUUCGGACUUCCAAAAUCUGUACAAGACCGACAUAAGGAUAUUCCCUACUGACCUUGUGAGAAAAAUGAUAGAAACGCUUCCACCGUCGGACCGCUCCCAGGCAGAUCAGAAACCGGAACUGAAGAGGUUGAUAAGUCAGCUGUUGGAUAAACAAAGGGAAAUAACCAAAGUAGAUGAUCAUGUGAAAAAGUUUGAGUUGCCAAAAACUCACAUGCAGGUGAAUGACUUUGUAAAGCGCAUCCAGGAAUCUGGGAUUGUCAAAGAUACUGACACAAUCCAUCGGUUGUUUGAUGCAUUAACAGUAGGGCAGCAAAAACAAAUUGACCCAGACACGUUCAAAGACUUUUAUACCUACUGGAAGGAAACGGAAGCAGAAGCUCAAGAUGUCAACCUGCCACCAAGAGUAAUAGAACACCUGGACAAAAAUGAAUGUGUUUAUAAGUUGUCAAGCUCCGUAAAAACUAACAGAGGAGUUGGGAAAAUCGCACUGACACCGAAGCGCUUGUUUCUGUUGACCGAAGGAGCUUGUCCUGGCUACGAAGACAUUGCAAGGUUCAGAGAUAUCGAGGAAGUGAAGAAUACCACAGUUACUUUCCUGCUUCUCAGGAUUCCUACCCUGAAGAUAAAAGUCAAGUCCAAAAAGGAUGUUUUUGAAGCAAAUCUUAAAUCCGAGUGCGACCUUUGGUACUUGAUGGUGAAAGAGAUGUGGGCUGGGAAGAAAAUGGCAGAUGAUCACAAGGAUCCACAGUACCUUCAGCAAGCGCUUACCAACAUCCUUCUAAUGGAUGCGGUAGUAGGUGCGCUGCAGUCCUCCAAAAUGAUAUAUGCAGCUUCGAAGCUAUCUUACUUUGACCGGAUGAAGAAUGAAGUGCCCAUGAUGGUCCCCAAAACGACGUCUGAAACACUAAAGCACAAGAUCAAUCCAUCGGCUGGUGAAACUUUCCCACAAGCAGUGGAGGUCUUGCUCUAUACACCAGGACAACUGGAACCCACAGAAAAGCAUGGAGAUGCCCAUCCAAAAUUAUGGUGUGCUUUGAAUGGAGGCAAGGUUGUGGUCUUUGAUGCAUCAACGUGGUCUCUGCAGCACUGUUUUAAAGUGGGGACCUCUAAACUGAAAUGUAUGAUAAUGGCAGAACAAAGUCAAGUUUGGAUCGGCUCUGCAGAUUCCAUCAUCUAUUUGAUCAACACCCACAGCAUGUCUUGCAAUAAGCAACUGAAUGACCAUCGCUUUGAAGUUGUGGACAUAGUUGUGGAGAACAGAGAGAACGUACCCAGCAGCGAGGCGUAUUCGUGCAGCGUGGAUGGAACAGUGAUUGCCUGGAACAUCAGCACUUUGAAAGUGAACCACCGAUUUCAGCUGCCCCAUGAAACGGUCACUUCGAUUCAGUUCCACAAGAAUCGGCUCUGGUGCUGUGUACAAGAUUGCAUUCUUGUAGUCACCACGACUGGGCUUCUUCGCCAAAAGGUGAAACUGGACAACAUGGCAACUGAGUUCCUUAUGCCCUUGCUCUGUUUCCAGCUGUUUCCCCAGAGAGACGAGGUGUGGGCUUCAUGCACUGGGAGCAGCGAGCUCUUUAUCUGGAAUAUGGCGGAUCUGUCCACCCCCUCGCGGAAGAUGAGCCUGCAAGACUGUUCAGAAAUCACCUGCAUGAUAAAAGUGAAAAACCAGAUGUGGGUUGGUGGCCGAGGACUUUCCCAAGGCAAAAUCAAAGGAAAGGUCUACGUGGUGGAUACGGAAAAAAAAUUGGUGGAAAAAGAGUUGGUUGGACACACUGAUGUCGUGACGUCCUUAUGCUCUGCAGAGGAUCGAUAUGUUUUGAGUGGAGCUGGAAAGGAAGAAGGGAAGGUUGCAAUCUGGAAGGUUGAAGAGAGUUUGGGGUUCCAGUUCAUUUAAUGUCAUUUUAAAACCUGAAUAUAGAAGUUAAUGUUGUUUUCCAGUAAGUUUUGUUUAACUUACUGGAUUGCUUUUCAACCACGAAUGGCAUACUAAGAAGAAAGUGUAAUGGGGAAUCGCUGGAUAUUUCUUAAUAUCAGAGUCCACUGAAUCUAUGUUUCAGAAUCGGCGGGGCCCCUGUGUAAUGGUUGCCUAUCCUAAAAUACUCUCAGACUCACAAGCAAAAGCUUAACAAAAUCUGGCUUACUUAAGAAUAGUAUGCAAGUACAAAGCUGAGAAUGGAAAAAGCGUGCCAAAUGCAAACUAAAAACCCUCGGUACAAACGAGAUCCCUCCCCCCGUAGAAUCUUCCCAGGCUCACAAUCCCAGGUGCUCCAAACGGCUCCUGAUGGUGCGGUGGAAAAGUCCUUGAGCCGAGCACAUAACCCAAACACAUUCCAUUGAAAUGAACACAGAUACAGAGCUUGGCACAAGGUCAGCAGCAUGGCAUGUGAAACGUUACGAUGUACAGUGCACAUUGGAACAGUGAACGUGACACCCCGUUUUAGACUGUAUAAUCCGGUUCAGGGUUGCACUUCUGUGCUUGCCGAGAGACAAAACUAUUCGGCUCUUGCACAGAUUAAGUUAUGAGCGUUGCCCUUUGAUUUCACGAGAUUUAAAAUGAGGUAUGUUGCUUGACCGGGCAGAGGCUUGCUCUGCUGUGUCUGAUCCCAAGCUUGGAGCGGCUGCAAGAGGACUCUUCUGCCUUUGAAAACAAGGGGAUUUCCUAAGAGACUUUAUCCUUUUUUUUCCAAUGGUGCUCUAUUUUUCUUAGCAAGAGUGGUUUGGUGAAGGAAAUCAAGGACUGUGAAGGCUGCUAUUGUAAAUGUUCAACAGGUUGAACUCUGCGUUCCUUAGAGAAACAGUUGGUAUUUCAUUUUGUCCAUCACCUUCCAAUUAAAUGGAAAAAGACUCUUUGCAAGAAGGAGGCUUUCAUUUGCUUAAAGGCAAAAUGCGUCUCACCUACAAGGUCUUUCUCUUACAACAUCUUAACUUUGGCUGUUAUUUUCUCCCCCAGUCGGUACUUACGAACAAGCCCCCCCCCCCGCCGUUUUGAAAUCUAAAUCAGUAAUUCCCCCACCCCAGUCCAUUCUCCCCCACUUUUGCUUAAAACACUGAAUGUCUGCAAUAAACUUUAGUUCUUCCCAGCUGUGGAUAGGAGGUUGAAUAAUACUAUAAAAUAUUGUAAAUAUUAAAGAAUUGUGUAAGAUUUUUGAGUGCAUUUAUUAGAAGUUUAGCAGAAAGUGUUAUCAAGUACGCAUUUUAUACAGUCCCAUUGUGAAGGAUGUCAGACUUCUAAUAAAACCAUGCCAUUUGAAAAUA